This is a messenger RNA of Cydia fagiglandana, 8776 nucleotides long. RefSeq lists its product as uncharacterized. Gene Ontology annotation, cellular component: nucleus. The transcript has 9 exons. Bases 690 to 7088 code for a protein of 2132 amino acids. NCBI's taxonomy places the organism in Eukaryota, Metazoa, Arthropoda, Insecta, Lepidoptera, Tortricidae. Gene Ontology annotation, biological process: negative regulation of transcription by RNA polymerase II. Gene Ontology annotation, molecular function: transcription corepressor activity; protein binding. The record is from RefSeq and is a predicted model, not a curated record.
GGGCCAGUCUACUUACGACAAGAGCCGUAAGCGGACGCCCUGUCGGUUCUCCGUGCGUUCUGAUCCGUCUUCAAUUUCGUGGAUUCUUUGCGGAAAAGGAUUAACGUCUUGGAACUUUCGUGCUGAUAUUUGACAUUUGGCCCGCCCAGGACUGCUGUGAAGUGACUAGAGAGUGAUUGUGAGAAAUUGGUGACAGUGAAGCAAGGCUGGUCGCGCUACGUCGCCGAGCCUGAGUUGGCGUCCUCCCUCCGAUUCUCGCGAGAAAACGUUUGACAUCUUACGACGUCCUUCAAGACAUAUAAAUACUGUACCUGCCUACUUGGAACUGGGCUGGGUGUGAACUCAGAUACGCUGUGUGAAGUUUUAUGUAAUCGUUUUCUUCUAAUAUUGAAGAAACCUAAGUGGAAUUUGUGUGUGGAACAUCAGACAACAUUUUGGCUUUGCAGUGGAUUUGUGUUUAGUAAAUAAAGUGAAGUGUGCGGAGCAAUUAAUGCCCGAUUGUUAUGCUCUUUAAACAAGUGAUUAGUGUUAUUACUCGUACAUUAUUGGAUUGUUAUCUGUUUGCUUGGACUUCUAGCAGCUCAAUGGCCGCUAUCGCAUGGGAAGCAAAUACAUAGUCAUGAACGCGAUAAAGGAGCACUCGCAUCAAGCAGGGUAGCUGUUCACAAAGGUGGUGAUCCAGCCGGAGGAUGGACAUCAAUAAUGUACUGGAAGGGACUCGCCAGUACUUCAUGGGUCUCCCCAAGCAAGCGCAGGCGGAAGGCAGCGGACAGCCAGUGUGGCCCGCGGGCGCGCCGCCUCAUGAAGAGGGCGCUCCAGGCCAGUCCGGCGCCCCCACGCCUACGUCGCGCCCGCCGUCCGCCGCGGCCGCCCCGCCUUCGACACCUGCGCCUGCCGCCACCGCCGCACCUCCGCGGCCGCCUUCCGAGCCCCUGGAGCCGGAGCCCCACAUAAUACAUAAGGCUACAGUGAUGCGCGAGGCGGCCGAGAAGCGGCGCGAGCUGCCCGAGCCCGAGGACGAGGAGGAGCCGAUGGACGCUCUGUCACCUCCGACACACAUUAUUCGCAAGCCGCCGCAGCGCACCCUGCCGUCCCCCGCGCCCGCACCGGCGGCGCCGUGUCCGUCCCCCGCGCGGCCCCCGUCGGCCGCCCCGCUGCAGCCGCAGCCGACGCCCGAGCCGCAUACCGAGCCCGGCACGGCACAGUACCGCGCACCAUUGCAUCGCGUGCAGACACCUACGGCACGACCCGUCGAGCAUUUAGCUUCUGGCCGCCCUCCGGAUCAUUAUACCGCAUCACGUCCACCUGAAGGUUACCCGCGGUACCACUAUGAUUCAAAUAUGACAGACCCUAGUAGAGGUUCCCACGGGCCAUUGGUAGCGUCGCCUCAACCGUCUGCGCCGCCGCGACAUAGCAGUCCUCAGCAAACCUAUGCGCGGCUGUCCAGUGCGGUGCCGCAGCAUGCGACUUCGCGGCUACGGGAAACGGCCACGCAAAGUCCUCCGGCAGCACGUUACGCGCUGCCAGCCGUGCAGCCUCCCGCACCGCAUCCGCACAACGACCGCGUGCCGCCCAUACACCACCCGCAAACAUUUACAACGGGUGAUAGACGGUCGCCACAAAUUUAUGCAACGCUGCCGCGUCAUGAAUCUUCGCAUUUUGCUCGGACGCCAACGCAUUAUGAGCGGCAGCAUGCUAUUCCUCCAAGAAAAUACGAUCCCCAACAAUCAUAUCCUGGGUAUCGACAAACACAAACCGCAGCACAAACUGUGCCGAGUCAACGAACAGAAGUGUUUAAAGAGCAUUAUCAAGUCCAAUAUAAGCAUCCCUCAAUAGAUGCUAUGAGUGCGCACUACGCCGCGAGGCCACCAGAUCGCGCACCUGCACCGCACCCUCAUGACUCAGCGCGUUUACCGACGCAACGGCCUGUAGAUUAUCCCAGCAGCAACCGAACGGUAGACGCAAGGAGUAGUUACCUGUACCAGAGUCCAUCGACUUCUUCCGUGCGCUAUCAACCGACGGUGCCGGUGCCUGUAGCUAAAAAUCACCAGCAGGCAAGGACUGGUCACCGACAUUCAGCGGCACCUAAACCUUCGUAUGAAUAUCCCACGUCGAAUCAUGUACAAUCUAGUGCUCGACCAGCAACAAAGCCAGGCUUCCCGAGCCAACAGCAACGUAUGACUGUGUCAGUGACAUCGUUGGUCAAUCAAAUGAAUCAAACAAAACAGAAAAAAGAGUCUCCUUUAGAUUUAUCUGUAAAAACUGUAAAAAAUUCAGCAGAUUCUUCUACAACCGUAGACGAUGCUGUCGACUCAGCGUCGCUUGAAAAUAAGAACUUGCCAUUACAACCGCGGCAAUUGCCUAACAGUCGACACGUUCCUCCUCAACACGUGCCACCAUUUGGUGCGUCUCACAAAGUCGACUUUGCGCCUGACUUUACUCAAUACAGAGAAACUAACAAUAACCAUAGCCCCGCCGUAGCUCCUGGCCAUCCACCGGUACGGUACAAUGGUACACAUGAAACACCUCGGCCCAUCGUAGAAGCCUAUCCACCGGAUCCCCGUCACCAAAGGUAUCAUGAUCGCACUAAAUACAGUAUUCCGAUUGCUACUCGACCUGAAUACGCAAUACCUCGAAUAGAUCUCACCACAACGAUACCUGAAGAACGUCAUCUUGAGAAUAGAAUCCGCGACGACCGGCACUUUGUAAUUGAGGAAAGGAAGCGGCCCGCGGGACCCAUUGUUAGCAACAUUCCGGAGAAAAUUGUCAGGUAUGAGACCUGGACAGCCGACAGUCGGAUAUCGGACCGGUCUAGUCGCUCGGCGCGGGAACAACAUGAGCUAGCUAGCCAACCUGUUUACAGUUACACUGCUCAUAAACGUUACGAGGCUUACCCGGGUGAUCAUAAGCGACCGGUCACAUCAAGUGUCUAUCAUGAACACCGUCAUGUAAACCAUAGGUAUCCCUAUCCAGCCGAGGUUCUCAGCAGAGAUGUAAGAGACUAUCACCCACAGUAUGCUCCAGACAGAAAUCCGUCUAGUAAUAGCCGCCAAAUUAUACAAAAAAUUCCGAACCAUAGAGAUAUGCACGCCCAUCCAUUAGAUCCUCAUAGUGGAGUACCAGCGGACAAAAGAGUUUUAAGCAUACUAAGAAAUAGUUUGGAAACGAAGCAUCCGGAAGUCACUAGACAGAGGCCAAUACCAGAACUCAUAGUCAUAGAUGAUGUAGAUGACUCUGAGGUUGAAAUAACAGAUUUGACAAAGGAAAACGAUAUUGAUUUAGUAGGAAGAAAUGGCAAAUCUAAUACUAAUAAAAUAAAUGCUCCCAUGGGACAUCAAAUACACAUGCCUAAAGCUAUAGACUCAGUGUUAAAAGAAUCAGAUUAUCAAAAAGUGGAUCCAACUAAUUUAGAUCCAAUGAGUAAAUCUCCAGAAAAUGAUGUAGCUUCGAGGAUACGAACGAAGGCAGAAUUAAAAGUUAUGCCUCCAUCUCAAGAUGGUCAUUUGAAACCUGAAACAAAACUUGGUAUACCUAUAGGAAAUCAUGAAAAUCUAAAGCCUACUCCAAAAUCACAAAAACAACAUCUUUUCAAUCAAAUACGAGAAGAUCUUAGGUUGGAAUCUGUUAUUAAGACUGAAAAGCCAAUCACGUCGUUAAUACCAGAUAUAAAAUCUGAGCCUAUGAAUAUAGAGGAGAUAGAAAAGGAUGCAGUGAUAUCAAUUAAAACUGAAAACUUUUUAGACACCGAGUGUAUUUCUGAAAAUAAUACCCCGGAAGACUUAGAUUGGGCAAGCGCUUGUGAUAACUUUAUGGAACAAUUGAAAACAGGAUGUCAUAAAAAGAAGCCGCGUAGGAAACGCACUGAAACGAUGGAACAAGAAACUCCAGCUAGAGAUGAGAAAUCUACAACUACAAUUACAACGUCUGAAAUAACUCCUAGCAAACCUAUUCCCAAUAUUGUAAUUAAACAAGAGCCCAUAGAUGCUGAUGAAGUGGAAAACCAAAUAGUGGCUGAAACUAUAAAUGAUCUAAAACACCCUAUCGACAAUUCCUCUAUACCUAAACCUUUGACCCAAAAUAAACCAGAUUUGAACAAAGUACCAGCUAUUAGAGAACCUAUUGUAAAUAAACCGGAAAUUAAAGAUAAUAUCGGAAUACAAAAACAAACUAAUUUAAAAGAACCAAUGGUCAAUCAAAAUUCAAGAAAAGAUAAUUUAUCAAAAUCAUCGGUUACAAAAGAUAUUGAGAAGAGUGAUAAAUCUAAGAACAACAAAAAACAUAAGGAUGGCGAAAAAUUCACAAGAUCGCCCUUAAAGCGUAAAUCAAUGUCGGAUAAAAGUGAGUCCUCUACAUCUACAAGCAAUACACCUAUGAAGCACAAUUUAAAACAAAAAGAACCACUAAAAACCGUCAUAAAAGAAGAAUCAGAGUCUACUGACGACGACGUACCGUUAAUUAAAAGCAAGAUGAUAAAAGAAAAAGAACGUAAUGAGCGCCUUAAAUAUGCUAUGUUUAAAGAUAUGUCAGUUUAUGUUAAAUUAGAAUGCUGUGAUGUAGAUGUUAGUAAAUUUACAAAAAAGAACAAUGAUACAACCAUAAACGAUAAAGAAGAAAAAUCUACUAAAGGCAAAGUAAUUCGAAAAAAUUCAAGAUUGAAAGGGAAAUCGUUAUCUACAGAUAAAACUAAAAAUGAUAAACGUAAGAAUGAUACAAGCUCUGAAAGUGAAGAUGAAGACCUAACCGUAGCUAGCAGGCUGAGAGUACGUAAAACUAUUAAGACAGAAGAAUCCAAAACAACGUCUGUUAACAAUAAAACUCCCGUAAAAGCGUCUCCCACGAAAAAACAAGAUAAUAAUAUUAGCAGUAGCGCCUGUUCUACUCCAGCUCGAAAAGCAGGUUUUGGAGAUGGUUCCGAUUUCCAUCCAGGAUGGGAAGAAGAGCUGUAUAGAUAUAAGCGAUCACUUCGCAUGCCAAGCAGACUUAUUGCUAUUCCUCGAGGACGCUCCGGUGGACCUUUCGUUAAAGGCGCGAACACGUUAUUUUCAAGGGGCUCUACUUCAUUGCCUGACUUAGAUCCAGCUCCACUUUCCCCAGCGCCGUCUUCGGCCCCCUCUGCAGCAACCGAUGAUUUGUACGCCAGACGUCCUGAUAAGUCAACCCUAGACAGUGAUCUUGAUUCUAAUUCUAGUUGCUCAGUUGUUCAUAACAAUAGACUCCAUUCUGAUUCUGAAGCAUCCACCUCUACAGGGUUCUCGACGAAAAUCAAAAAGAAGGGAAGUUCUAUAGUGGAUGUUCUCAUGGAAAAGUAUGGCAAGAAAGAUGAUAAGAAAAAAUCGAAAGAUAAAGAAGACAAACUUAAUAAUACACCUAAGAUCAUUCCGAAAAGUACCAACCCGACUGAAUUACUACCGACACCUAGCUUAGGUCUCAUGAAAAGCGGUACGAGAGGAAUUUUGAGUGCAAAGAAAGAGAAAUUGAUGGAAGACAUUUAUUAUUUGGGUGCAUUUAGGAAAGAAACUGUGUCACAAUUUAGAAAUGCGUUUAUUAAUAACACAGAUGGUCUUAUGGGGGCUACAGAAGAAUUUGCUCCGGUUGUAUUAAAGUCUAGGACAAGAACAGAAAGUAGAGUUAUUAAGCAACGAGCAACGAUAAAAGAAGUGUUUGGAGAUGAAAGGCCAGCAUCAGCGCCACCGUCCUCGUGUAGAGACGAGGAAGAAGAUGAAGUUAAAACAGACAAACCAGUAGAAAUUAAGAAAGAACCAGAAACUAAAGCAAAAAUCAAGCCUAAGAAAAUCAUGAAGGACAAAAUGAAACGCAGAUCUAGUUCUAUACGAGACGGACUUAGGAGUACUAAGUCACUGAAAAGAAACGAUGCUAAAGGUCGUCUCCUGCGCUUGAAGAAAAGAAAUAAUUUAAUGAAAUCUUUAGCAAACAAGAGAGUUAAAGAUAUUUCCACUCCAAAGAUCAAAAAAGAAAAAAGUCCAUCUCCAGACGACAAGGAUGAUAAGGAUACCUCCAAAGAAGAGGGUAGUUCUCCGGGCACUACAGAAGGAAGUAGUAAAAGGCGGUUGAAACGUUUGUUUGGGAGAAGAAAAUUCAGUUCUGGAUUUGAUUACAUCCGCAAGAAGAAGAAAAUCAUCCGAAGAGACGAUUCGAUCAAACAAGCGCGCCGGCCAGCGGCGAAGCCUAGUCCUGAGUCAGUCCACGACAUCCAGAAAGAGAUCAAAGGCUGGUUUAUUAACAAGAGCAUCGGAGAAUCACAUCUUCACCGCGCAGCGAGAUUGGGUUAUACGGAUUGCGUGGCGUACUGUCUGGAAAAGCUAGGGGCGGAGCCGACCGCAAAAGACAACGCGGGUUUCACGCCCUUACAUGUGGCUGCCGCGAAGGGUCAUGUUCGGAUCGCGAGGCUGCUGUUACAAUACGGGGCCAACGUCUCUGCUGCUGCGCAGGGAGGGAUUAGACCUUUACACGAGGCAUGCGAGAACAGCCGCAUAGAAGUAAUCCGCCUACUGCUUUCUUACGGAGCGGACCCCCUGCUCGGAACGUAUGCGGGACAAACGCCUGAAGAGCUCGCGGAGGGACCAGCGGCCAAGCUUCUUCGACUGCAUAUCGCGGACGUUCAGGGCACGGCCUCGGAGCCGUGGGUGUUCCCACCACCGACGGCUAUCAUUGACAAGGAAGAGCUCGGGUGCGACGCGCUAGCCUCCCCGCCGCCCGCGACGCCACCGCCGCCCCCGGACGCGACCAUCGAGAUCCAAUGCACGGAGGCGCCGUUGCCACCGUUCUACAGUCUACGGCCCGCGCCUGGCCAGCAGUCCGACGGGCUGUGGUGCCUGCUGCAGGACAUCACCAACUUAUUACAGAUAAAAUCAAAAGACAGCCUGCUGAAGCAGAUCCACUGCGGCUCAGGAUCGCCGAAGGAACUGCUUCGCGAGAUCAGAACCCAGGAGUUUCUUGAACGGGCACAGUGCCACCAGCUAUUGUGCGCGGGCGAGAAGGUGAACGUGCGAGCGAGCAAGGUGGCCCUCGUCAGGGUCACUGACAAGCUGCGACAGCUGCUCAAGGUCGAGACUGUCCUUGUUAGCUGACACCAUCAGUGCUCGCAGAAGUGCAAGUGUGUAACAUGAGCAUAAUUUACCUACCUAAGACAUGCAGAAAAGACGAGAGUUCAAAUGGCAUGCUGGUAAUACGCGUAGCGGAAGCGUCUUCGUAAGGAGAGAAAGCGGGGCAUAUGUAUGCCCUCAGUAUUGCACGCAGGAACGUUUAAAGCAGGAAAACCAGCAUUAUAAGAUAAAUAAGCAGGAGCAGGAAGCAAAAUUCGCGGUCACUCACAUGGCGGCCGCGCCAGCAAGGUUCACCCCGCUAUCUACAACGCGAGGUGCAAGACAUCUGCCUGGUUUCGUCUAAAGCACUUAAGCCAUUCACGUCCUUUUAGAGGACCAAACGGCUCAACGAGAUCUUAAUACUUCGACUGAUUAUUUUAAUCUUAACAAAGCUGUAUCUCAUUUAAGAACAAAUAAUUUCUUUAAAUUAAAGUGUAGGGCAGCCGUUAACUUAUAAUUUGUGUUCGUGGUUGUUUAGUUAUUCUAAUUAACAAUGUGUAUAUAGUGUAUAUAUAGUUGUAGUAAUUUGUAAAAAAUUGGUGCUACCUACUCAUAAAAACAUAUGUGGUGAAUGGUGUAUAUUGGACUAGAUAGAUAGGUAAAUGAAGUGAUUGAAGCGGAAGUUUGAUAAUAGUUAGAAUAAUAUAAUUUUAAAAUAAUAUAAUACUUGAAAUAACGAAAUAAAGUUACCACAGUCUAGGAUCAGACAUUAGCAUAUACCUAUCUUAAAUGUGUGUGCAAUAAUAAUGCUUGGUAUAUUAUUAAUAUCUGUAGGCUUGAGUGAGGAUUUGGUGCAGAGGUAUCAGUCACAGGGUUGGAUAAAAGCCUUAGCACAUGAUUGCUGUACUUAAAAUACAAAGGACAUUAGCAAGUGCAAUUCAUAGGUAUUGUAUGCGACUAGAUAGGUUGUGAGCAGCUCCCGCCCUGCAGUGUCCACUGUUUGGGGCUUCCAACACUUUACCCUUGAUAUUAUUUGACUAAUACAUCACUGACACUGUUAUAUUUUUAAAAUGUUAAAAUUAUAAAUUAAAAUCAUCAUUUAUUAUUAUGAGAUUAUUCUAUUAAUUUCUUUUCAAUAGUGAAUACAUUGUUAUGUUUGCUAUUAUUAUAAUAAUAUCCCAAUAUGUUAAUUAUUGUACAAUUAAUUUACAAUUACUUGUAACAGUUAUGUUUUUAUUUAUACAGUUCUGUAAGAUAUUAGGAAAAUUUAUUAAAGCAUAUCGCAAAAUAUUAAGUCUGUAAAUAAGAUGGAUUGUAAACAGAAUACCUAUUUUUAACUUAUUUUGGAGCUCUAUCUUGUCUGAAUAGAACCAAUGAGAGACUAUUUGGUAUUUAUUUAGCCUGGAAAUAGUAUUUUGGAACAUUGUAUGGAUGGUAGCAGUUUUUACUCUGUAUUUUAAGACCAUGUUCCGCCCUAUCUACUUAUUCCUUGGAAAUAGUUGAAACGAAGAAGUACAUGAAUAAUCUGUGAUGAAACUUAGAAGGACUAGUAAACGCGGGAUUUGGUAUGAAAACUAAAUGUAAUAAUUGUAACUGACAAUUUCUACAGUGUGUAUACUUUUCUGAAUGGAUACAUUAAUACCUGUCUGUACCUACUUUAAGUAUUAUUGUAAUUAUUGACACCGUCUGGUUGAUAACAUAAAAAAUAAAAAUGUGAACAAUUCAGAAUAAAA